CAAGCCCUUUUUAUCCAUUUUGUGGACUGCUGUGUUUGUCAUAAUGCCUGUGUGUUAAUUAGGAAGAUGGGGCUCAUUGGGACUUUAAAUGUCAGAAACAUUCUUCCUGUCCGUCCAGGGAACAGUUGACACUCAGUCGAAUGCAGUGCAGGCCUGCAGCGAGAUAAAGCUAAUAAAUGCUGUAUUGUUGGAGUCUGAGGUUUGAGAUUUGUAGCCACUGCUGUUUGCUUGAAGAAGAAUGAUGUGUGUGUGUCACUGUGCUCGGACAAUACAGACACUGUUUGCUCUCCUCCAGAAUGUAUGAGGAAAAAAAGACAAAUGGGGGAGGAAUAGGAGGUGGUCAUAGAAGGGACGAACCAUUUUGAGAGAUGUGAGCGUUAGCACUGCCGUCUGUGACCAGUUAACACAUUAAAAUUGUGGUAAUGAACUACUGAGGAAAGCUUGAUGGUGAUUUUGAGGGAAUUGCUAAUAUUGUUCAGAGACACAGAAAAGUCAUCAUUUCCUUCUAAUGGAGUUUUGCCUCAUACCCUGUUUGAGUCUGUCUCCCCCGUCGGCAUUAUCACCCUGACAUCCAGCCCUAACACUCAAUGAAACACUGAUUCAAAAAACUUCUCAACAAUGGACAACUGUUCUGUUCUUCAUGUGCUCCUCAUGAUCUUCAUCGUGCCUGGCUGGCUUGGGGGUGACACUUUUAUCUCAAGAAAACAGCAAGAGACCCGUUCGAGUAAAGCCUCUCGUGGGUCACAUCUGAGAGUGAAACGUGGCUGGAUUUGGAGCCAAAUAUUUGUUGAAGAAGAAGAUCCAACACCAAGGAAGAUUGGUCAGCUGAAAUCAGAUUACGACACAGGCGACUUUUCUAUCAAGUACAUCUUAUCAGGUGAAGGAGCUGGUGAGAUAUUCAUCAUUGAUGAGUACACAGGUGACCUUCACUCAUUACAGUGUCUGGAUCGCGAGCUGAAGUCCUUCUACUUACUGCAAGCCCAGGCCAUCAACCGCAGAUCCAAACAGCCUGUUGAACCUGAAUCUGAGUUUAUUAUUAAAGUCCAGGACAUCAAUGACAAUGCUCCAGAAUUUAUCAAUGAGCCUUACAUAUCCAGCAUCCCAGAGAUGUGUCCCACAGGGACCACAGUUAUCCAGGUAACAGCCACAGAUGCAGAUGACCCUUUGUUUGGGAACAAUGCUAAACUCAUCUAUUCAAUCCUGCAGGGGGAGCCCUACUUCUCAGUGGAACCCAAAACAGGUGCUGAUUCCUUGCUCAGCAAUAACCGUAGUGCUUUAAACAGUCAAGUUUCAAAUUAUCUGAAUCUCAAUGCAUUAGGGUUAGGGUUAAAUGGCAUUUAUGUAAAAUAAAGACAAAAUUGUAAGUACA
Messenger RNA from Pimephales promelas (fathead minnow), 1369 nucleotides. The record is from RefSeq and is a predicted model, not a curated record. NCBI's taxonomy places the organism in Eukaryota, Metazoa, Chordata, Actinopteri, Cypriniformes, Leuciscidae.